Phytophthora nicotianae INRA-310 is the source of this 4892-nucleotide messenger RNA. RefSeq lists its product as hypothetical. Gene Ontology annotation, biological process: actin filament organization; vesicle transport along actin filament. Gene Ontology annotation, cellular component: myosin complex; actin cytoskeleton; vesicle. The transcript has a single exon. NCBI's taxonomy places the organism in Eukaryota, Oomycota, Peronosporomycetes, Peronosporales, Peronosporaceae. The coding region runs from base 311 to 4750 and encodes 1479 amino acids. Gene Ontology annotation, molecular function: actin filament binding; microfilament motor activity; ATP binding. The record is from RefSeq and is a predicted model, not a curated record.
GUCCUCGACACCCCUAAAUACGAGUAGACUGGCUACAGCAGGUUUUGUCAACUGCUCUCCAAGAGACGAUGUCACGGCCGACAUGGAGCUCAGCUGUUUGGAGCGCAUUCCCCCUCUUGCCAAGAGUUUUGGGCAUUGACCAGCAGCCGAGGAAAGGCCUGCAGGGCGCAGUACUUUCGAGGAAUACCUGUGUCAUUGGUUCGGGGUUGGGAACUCCACUGACUUUCUGAGCAAGUAACGGAGACAGUCGCACGCGCUAGAGCGUACCAGUUGACCGAGCCGUCGAGAGGGACCGGAUAAGAAGCUUGGGAUGCCUCCUUCCAAUAGCGAAAGUAUGGGGAAGUCGGCCAUGCCAAAGGACGUGACGCCCAGCAUCACUGUGGGUGCACGUUGCUACAUCCCGGACGACGACGCCGCGUGGCUCCCCGUGUACGUCGAGGAAGUGAACGAGGCUAAGGGCCUCGUGACGGUUAGAAUCCAGCGUCCACGAAAGGAUCAGCAGAACGAGGACGCGGCUGACCAUGACGACGCCGACAGGACUGGCGAGAGCCGAGUGGUGGCCAUGGAUGUCGGAUUUCCUCUGCAGAACGCGCAGCUUUCUCGCUACGACGAAGGACUGGACAAUAUGAUCGAUCUGAAUCAUCUACACGAAGCUGCUAUUCUGCGGAACCUCAAGAAGCGCUUCCGAGCUCGGAUGCCAUACACUUACACCGGAGAUAUCUGUCUCGCAGUAAACCCGUACCAGUGGCUGGAUGAGCUGUAUACUCCUGGACUUCACAAGAAGUACUUACAAGCUCGCAAGCGACAGGAUCUGCCGCCUCACGUGUACGCGGUGUCCGUAGCGGCUUUCAGGCAUAUGUGUGAUAACGGUAGUAACCAGAGUAUCCUCGUGAGUGGAGAGUCCGGCGCUGGAAAGACCGAGACGACCAAAAUUUUGAUGGACAAUCUGGCUACCAUUGCACCGGCCCCAACUGCUACCGUCAGCGAGCAGGAACACAGCAUCACCACUCGUAUUAUCCAGGUGAACCCGCUGCUGGAGAGUUUCGGUAACGCAAAGACCACGCGCAAUGAUAACUCUAGUCGCUUUGGCAAGUUCACACAGCUGCAGUUCGACAAGAAGCACGCUCUCUGCGGUGCUCAAUGUGAGACGUAUCUCCUGGAGAAGACCCGUGUUAUCUCACAUGAACGCGGUGAACGCAACUACCAUAUUUUCUAUCAACUUCUGCAUGGUACUACGGACGAAGAGCGUGACGCGUUGGGUCUUGGUGACGAGGCUCCAAGGUUUGCGUACCUGGAAGAAAAGGAACCCCAACAAGAGAACCGGCCAGGACGAAAACCAAAGCUCAGUCAGCCGCCGCCACCAAAACCAGCGGCUGUGAUUGAAGCCGAGAACGCCAAAGACCGAGCUCUAUUUGCCAAGACACGACAGGCGCUCUCGUUGCUUGGACUUGCCCCCGAACAACAGAAUGAUUUAUUUCAGGUCCUGUCAGGUAUUUUGCAUUUGGGUGAGGCUCAGUUCGUCGCAAACCCGAACAAUGACGAAGCUUGCGACUUAGAGAAGGACUCAGUGAUCUAUUCGAGCACACUACUAGGCUUGAACCCGGAUACUAUGGCAAAGGCGCUGACUCACCGUACUAUGAAGGCUGCUGGAGAGGUAUACUUGGUCCCGCUGACAGUUGAGCAAGCUAAGGCUGGACGUGACGCACUAGCUAAGGCUAUCUACGCCAGUAUCUUCGACUGGUUAGUAGCUGGUAUCAACGCAAGUCUGGGCGCUGCCGCUCGACUUACUGCGAACACGAUCGGCGUCCUAGAUAUCUUCGGCUUUGAGAGUUUCGAGCACAAUUCGUUCGAGCAGCUUUGCAUCAAUUAUGCCAACGAGAAGCUGCAACAGAAGUUCACCCAAGAUGUGUUUAAAGCUGUGCAGGAGGAAUAUGAACGCGAGCAGAUCACAUGGGCUCACAUCGCAUACGCUGACAACAGCGAGACUCUUGCUCUGAUUGAAGGUCGCAUGGGUGUGUUGGCCCUACUGAACGAGGAGAUCGUGCGACCUCGUGGCAAUGAAGAAGGCUUCGUGAGUAAGCUGUCAGGCGCUUAUCUUAAGCAGAAGAAGCUGAUUGAGUUCCCACGCAUCUCCAAGACGCAGUUCGCUAUUCAUCACUACGCUGGCACAGUCAAGUACGAGGCGAUGGGAUUCUUGGAGAAGCAUAAGGACGCAUUGCUGUCGGACUUGUCAGAUUUAAUGUGUGGCAGUCACGAAGCAUUCCCUCAAAUGCUGUUCAAGGUCAAAGCAGAGAUGGAAGCUGCAGCUGCUGCAGAGUUAAAGCGCUCGAGUUCGGGACGGAAAACUGGAGGAGCAGGAGGCGACAAGACGGUGGGAAUGCAGUUCAAACAAUCUCUGAACUCCCUAAUGACCAACAUCAACGAGACGAACGUCAACUACAUUCGGUGUAUCAAGCCAAACAGCGUCAAGAGCUCUACCGUUCUUGAGGACAAGAUGGUGGCCAACCAGCUACGUUGUGCUGGUGUCAUUGAAGCCAUUUGUAUCGCCCGUGCUGGGUACCCGAACCGGUUACUACAUGCUGAAUUUGCCGAGCAGUUCGACAUCUUUUUGAAGGAGAAGGAGCAGAACCAACUCAAGGACGAGCCUGAGAAAAACGGCGCUCCUUUCUGCCGAGAUUUAGUGAAGCAGUUCAAGCUGGAAAUGCCCGAGGAGUAUCAGAUGGGUGUGACCAAGAUCUACCUACAGAAAGGUGUGCUGGAGAAGCUGGAGCAUGCCAAGGCGCAGAAACUCUUUGCGUAUGUGGCUCUCAUCCAGGCUCAGUGGCGCGGGAUGCGUGCACGCUGUCAGUACUACGAGAUGCGCGACGCGUUGAUCGAGAUCCAGCGCCGUGUCAAGGUUUUCGUCACGAGAUGUCGCUUCAUUCGGGCGAGACUGGCCAUCGCUUUGAUCCAGCGCGUGUAUCGUGGAUACGUUGGACGCUGCGAGUUCCACGCCGUGCUGUGCGAGCACUGCGCUCUUGAGAUCCAGCGCGUGUGGCGCGGACAUCAGGGACGCAAGAUUCACUUUGCUGCUCUGUGUGAGGCUCGAGCCAAGCAGAUCCAGCGCAUGUGGCGUGGCCACAAGGGCCGCCAGAUCUUCCACGCUGUGCUGUGCCAGACUCGAGCUGUGCGUCUGCAGUGCUUCGCUCGACAAUAUCUGGCUCGCCAGGAGCUGUACAGACGACGCGCUGCGUACAUCGCUAAGCUCGAGAGAGAGGAGCGUGAACGUGUGGAACGGGAGCUGGAGGCUGCCAGACAGCGCAAGCUGGCAGAGGAGCGUGAGCGACAACGCAAGCUGCAGGAAGAGCUGGCUAGACUGGAAGAAGAACGUCGACUGGAGGAGCAGCGACAGCUUGAAAUCCUUCGAGAAGAGAGCGCGUUGGUCAUCCAGACACACGUUCGAGGCUACUUUGCUCGAUGUGUGUUUGCCGAGAUGGUACAGCAAGCCGAGGAGGAAGAGCGACGCCGUCGUGAAGAGGAAGAGGAGCGUGAACGACUCCGCUUACAACGUGAACACGACGAGCGUGAAGCUCAGCGUCUUGCAGCGGAGGAGGCAGCUCGCGAGAAGCAGAGAUUGGCCGAGGAACGCAAGCGCAAGGCGAUCGCCAUGCGUCUGCGACGUGAGAAAGCGGUCACGGUCAUGCAGCGUGUGGUUCGUGGUCACUUGGCCAGGAAGCAGGUGAACCAAAUGAGGGAAGAGGUCCGACAGCGAGAGGAAGAAGCGCAUAGGAUGGCGGAGGAGAUCCGACGCAAAGAAGAAGAACGAAGAGAGGAGGAAGCAGCAGCGACGCGUCUGCAAAGCAUCCAGCGUGGCCGUUUGGCUCGUCAGCAGUUCUCCAAGUUCAGGAUCGAGAAGGCUGAGCAUGACGAUGAAAUCGAACGUGCUCGUAAGGAACAGGAGGAAGAAAUUGCGCGUGCGCGUAAGCAACAGGAGGAAGAGACCGCCCGAGCUCGUAGGGAACAGGAUGAAGAGAUCGCCCGAGCUCGCAAGGAACAGGAUGAGGAGAUUGCGCGUGUUCGUGAGGAGAAUAUGAGACUGAAGAAGCAGUUGGCAGAGCUGCAGAAGACCAAUAGUGAGCUGGAAGCCGUGGUGGCGGAGUACCGCUGCGACCGCGAUGUGGUCAAGGCCUCCAACAACCUGAAGGAGGUCGAGUUGACGCAGAAGUUGAACGUUCGACGCAAGGAAGUGGAGACUGCACGCGGUGAGUACUCGACAUUGUGCGACUUCCUUGAGAAGACUGGCAGUUCCCGUCGUGCCACGGAACCGGAAGACCUCAACUCGUCGGACAACUCGUCCGAUACUUCGUCGAACUAUGGCGAAGAGGAGAACGAACACUGGAAGGAGGAUCGACCUACCGUCAACGCAUUGGCUGCAUCCUAUUACGGCGAUGAUCGACCAUCCACUGAUAUCGCUAAGCUGCUCAGCAGUAGCCAAUCGCGCACUUCUCGACUAGCGAGCGCUAUGCAGCAGCGUCGUCAAAAGGCUAGCCAGGCAGUGCAGCAACGCAAGCAACAAGCUACGGCCGCUAUGCAACAGCGCAAGGAGGCUGCAGCCCAGCGCAAGGAGCAGCAGAAAGAACCGAGUGCUCCAUCCAUGCAGAAUGGCGCGACCGCCGUCACGAAAGCCAAAAAGUGGGCUGCCUUCGCUCGGAACAAGAAUGCCAAGAAGAGCAAAGCGGAGGCCACCACUCCGAUCGAGCCAAUCGAGUAAGUGUUCCCCCGUAAGUGUCAAAAGCUGCAGGGCGUUGACGGAUAGACGUUUACAAGUGUCAGCGCUUAGCAGAAGUAGUUAGUAUCUAUUACAAUUCACCUCGAAAUGAGAGAAUUUUUGAACAGCGUAACUAGUUUUCUGA